AAAUACGAAACUGCGUAUAUAAAUUUGACAAACCUCUCUCACUCAACGUUCUUUCUGAAAAUUGUUGCACAUGGUAUAAUAUCUGCAUAUUCUUGAAAUUUUGAAGUUUUUCUUGAUAAACUUCAAUGAUGAGUAAGAAAACUGUUAAGAAGAAACCCUAUAUUCAGAAAAAGUUUGAUGUUGCUGUGGCAUUGAAAGAACACAAAAAGGGGAAAAACGACCUCUACCUGGAUCUUAUGACCCAGUUAAAAAAGUAUCAAGAUGUGAAGUUAUUAAAAGCCUACCUGACUGACUUCCAGGAUUGUGUUAGUCUCCUGGAUGGGCGUUACUAUGAUUUUGUGCGAGAUGUAUCGAUUGUAAAUUGGUUUGUAAAUGAAGCUCUGAGCAAACACUAUCUAUCAUUUCUUAAAAGAUUGGUUGUGGCACAACCUGUUCACUUAAAAUUCAUUCUUCAGAAGUUGUUGCAACAUUUUAAACCUGUGUUAAAUUCUUCUGUUCCUGUGGAUAUUCAACAAAAAGAACAUUUGAUAUUAUGUGGUCACAUUCAGCUUGCUCUGAAAUCUAUCUUUGGCAAUAUGCCUAUGAUGCCGAAUGUCUUAAUGAGUCUUCUUUCGAAAGAAUUUCCUUAUUUCAAAGGCAAUGUUUUCACGGUAGAAUGCUAUACUCGAAAUUUACUACAGAUUUCAAUGUUCAUGCCUGAUCAUCGUUACAAAAUCUUGGAACUUAUCAUAACAAAAAUGGUUAAUUUUGAUUUGCUGAGUCCUCACCAUGAAAUAUUUGCUGAGAAUGAAAGUGAUGAUCUGACUGAGAUGAUUGAUGUGGUUGCUAAAACUGAAUUUGAUCUUAAUACUAACCAGUUGAUGAAACAUCCACAAGCUGAAAUGUUAGAUGUUCUCAUGAACAUACUGUUAUCUCACAUACAGAAUGUGGCCUAUAAUAAUUUUGAGAAUACCUCAUUACCGGAUGGUAAUAUGCAAACUAAAAUCGAUUUGCCUAGUUGUAAGAAACUGUAUCGUGAAUUAUUACUUAUAUUUGAGAAUGUCAUCUUACCAACUCACAAAACUUAUCAUGUACAGUUUUUCAUGUUUUAUAUAUGUAAAUAUCAUAUAUUAUUGUGUGAUGGAUUUUUGGAUUAUCUCUGGAAAAAAUUCAGCAACCCAAAUACAGAACCAAUUUUCCGAGUAACUUGCAGUUCUUAUUUGGGGAGUUUCCUUGCUAGGUCGAAAUAUGUACCUGUCAGUUCUUUAUUAGUAUGCCUUGAAGUAUUCUGUCAGUGGAUUCACGACUACAUUGAUAUGGCUAGUAACAAUAAAGACAAGAAACCAGCAUUUCUUAAAAACCACGAACCAUUUUAUUAUUUAUGCCAAGCUGUAUUUUAUGUAUUUGUCUUCCGAGUUCGUGACAUUCUCGAUUCUGAAAAAGCCAUUAGAAGAGCUCUUAGUUGGAAUUUUCAACGUAUCAUCACCUGCUAUUUAAAUCCUUUGAAAUUUUGUAUGCCCCAGCUAGUGAACAAGUUUGCUUCAAUAACUGAACUCUACCAGUUGGCAAUGUGUGACACUAUUAUUGAGAAAAACCGGCGUGAAAUUCUCAAAGAAGAAUCAUUUCAGAUUGCUUAUGUGGACAGAGAUUGUAUUCUUAACUCUUUCUUUCCUUUUGAUCCUUAUUUAUUAUCAAGGUCUAGUCCUUUUAUCCAACCAAUAUACAGAGAAUAUGAUACAACAGUUCCCAACAAUCAAGCUACAUAUCUAAAGAAUCGUAUUGAUGAUGAUGAUGAUGACUUUUUACCACAAGAUGUCAAUGAUGCUGAAGAUAAGACAAUUCUUUCAAUUGAUGAGUUCUCUCUUUUUAAUGACUGUGAUAAGGAAAUCAUCUCUGGCGGCAGCAAGGCAUAUGAUAUUCCUAGAAGGAAUUGGAAAUCAAAAGGAGAGAAAAAUGAAAUAGUGGAAGCCAUGAUGGCAAGUUUAUAAUCCUGUCCAUUGUUCAUUUUGAAACAUUAUUAUUUUUUUACUGGUGUAAAUAGUUCAGAAAUCAAAUUCUCUCAAAUACGCUGUGAUAAAGACUAAAGAGUUGCUCUUUCAUGUACAAAGUUAGUUUUCCAAACUGCUGUAAAAAUCCCUAAAUAUCUCUAACUUAAAUUCAU
Messenger RNA from Octopus bimaculoides (California two-spot octopus), 2140 nucleotides. Its product is annotated as RNA polymerase I-specific transcription initiation factor RRN3. Gene Ontology annotation, cellular component: nucleus. Lineage: Eukaryota; Metazoa; Mollusca; Cephalopoda; Octopoda; Octopodidae. The record is from RefSeq and is a predicted model, not a curated record. Gene Ontology annotation, molecular function: RNA polymerase I core binding; RNA polymerase I general transcription initiation factor activity. Gene Ontology annotation, biological process: transcription initiation at RNA polymerase I promoter.